Syngnathus typhle (broad-nosed pipefish) is the source of this 2019-nucleotide messenger RNA. RefSeq names its product USP6 N-terminal-like protein. NCBI's taxonomy places the organism in Eukaryota, Metazoa, Chordata, Actinopteri, Syngnathiformes, Syngnathidae. The record is from RefSeq and is a predicted model, not a curated record.
AUGGCAAAACGCGGAUGAAUUUAAAUACAUCAAAUGAGAAUAAUCCUUUAUAAGAAUUAAAAUUGACUGAAGCAAACGUGAGUUCUUCAUGUUUUUAUUGAAAACAACGUAGUGCUGACGCCGUACGACGCCGUACGACAUCGGUUUUUCGCUUUCCAAAUAAGGUGUGCGCGCUCCCGCGGCAGGGGAAACAAAAUCUCACGGGGGAACCAAAUCAAGCACAGUACGAACAAAAAGUGACAGUGGAGGAUGGCUUGACUGUCUUUUCAAGUGGAAGCUUUCCUGAUAGCAUUUUGGAGUUUAUUUGUCUUAGAGUCGUCUUUUCAGUACAUGAUUGACAUGAAGAAAGACAUUGAGACAUUAAUAGCAGAGGAAAGAGCUGACAUCAUUUUAAAAUAUGCCACGUGACGAUGAGCUGCCUGCACCAACUGCUAAUGAAGAAAAGUUGAAGCAACUAGCGGUGGUGAGAGCAGAGAAGUGGUUGAGGAUGGUGAAGAAGUGGGAUAAAUACAAAAACAGUGACCGAAUGGUGAAACAGGUGUACAAAGGCAUCCCUAUGCAGCUUAGAGGUCGUGUCUGGUGUCUGCUGUUGGAUGUGGAGGACAUCAAGAAGCUCAAUGAGGGUAAAUAUGAGAAAAUGAAGGAGCAAGCCAAACUCCACUCAUCUGAGAUCAAACAGAUUGACCUUGACAUCAACAGGACCUUCCGCAAUCAUGUCAUGUUCAUGGAUCGAUUUGGAGUCAAACAGCAGUCUCUCUUCAAUGUUCUGUCGGCGUAUUCAGCCUACAACACAGAGGUGAGCUAUUGCCAGGGCAUGAGUCAGAUCAGUGCACUGCUGCUCAUGUACAUGAAUGAGGAAGACGCUUUCUGGGCUCUGACACAGCUACUGGCGAACCAGAAACACGCCAUGCAUGGAUUUUUUAUUCCUGGGUUCCCCAAACUUCAGCGAUUCCAAGCACAUCAUGACCAGAUCAUUUCCAAACUCAUUCCGAAAUUAAAAAAACACAUGGACAAAGAACAGAUGUCUGCAGGGAUUUACAGUACUAAAUGGUUCUUACAGUGUUUCAUUGAUAGGACACCGUUUACUUUGACCCUACGCCUAUGGGAUGUUUUCAUUCUGGAGGGAGAGAGGCUCCUCACCGCCAUGUCUUACACCAUCUUGAAGAUACACAAGAAGCAUCUCAUGAUGAUGUCUUUGGAGGAGCUUCGAGAAUUCCUGCUCGAGCGAAUUGCUCAGACCUUUUUUUACAGUGACGACAUAGUCAUUGAACAAACGGCCUCUAUGACUGAAUUACGAAAGAUGAAGCUGGAUUUUCCUCCCCCAGGGAAGCCUGAAGAGUUACCACGUAAGCCUUUAGGCCAGGAGCUGCCAUUGCUCCUGAGUCCACUGGAGCCAUCCAGAGGAAAGCGCUCCUCAGCCAGUGGUUGUCCUAAAGCAGGACUCAGCUUCCACAUCAUAUCCAACCAGCCAGAUUCCAUAUCCCCCGACCAGACUCUUUGCAAAGAUAUCAACGAUCUGCAUUCUGUUAAUGAUGAGGAGGUUCCGCUUCCUUCCCCAGAUCCCGUUAUUAUCCACAACCAGGCCUUGCACAACUCAGAUGAAUUCCCACUUACCAGGCCACCGCCUUACCAGCCCCCAGAGAGCCUAGCACCCAGAACUGCUGCUCAGCUCUCGCAGUCUUAUGAGUGGAGGGUUGAGGUGCAAGCUGAUGACUCAGGGCUCCCAGAUUUACACUCGACAGACAACCUCACUCCUGUGAACAUUAGCCCUGAGGGAUCCUCCAGCAAGGUCCUGAGGACACUAUCAGCCCCCUUAAGUCUUGCUCAGUCAUAAAGUGAGACGGCAACAGAAAUAGAAAAAUGUACUUUCCUAGGCCAGCUGUCGGAGUCUCUGUCUUCCAAUGGGACCCUGAGCCAGGACCACCCCUGAAGACUUGAUGAAAAUGCUCAUUGUAUGUUCAAUACCAGCCCAAUAUUGUUACUCUCCAUGAACAUUAAAUUUUGACUGCCUUGUCCAAA